AUGGCAAUAGGGCUGACUACUUUCCUCAGCACUACUUCGGUCCUCGGAUUCACCCUGAUUCCCCUCCUAGCAAUCGGCCUGACCGUAUUUCGAUACAACCAAGCGGAUCCAGAAUCUCAUCCGACUAAUGCACGCCAGCUGCUGCGAAUGUACGAUUACAUAGUGGUCGGAGGAGGCAGUGCAGGUGCGGUGAUCGCGUCGAGAUUAUCAGAGGUGUCGAAUUGGACCGUGUUACUUUUGGAAGCGGGCGGUAAUGAAAAUGAGAUCUCAGACGUGCCUUUACUGGCUGGCUACACCCAGCUAUCAGAGUUCGACUGGAAGUAUCAAACUUCACCGCCAUCUCUGUCGGCCUACUGUCUCGCUAUGAACGGCGACAGGUGUAACUGGCCACGUGGAAAGGUGCUCGGUGGCAGCAGUGUGCUGAACGCCAUGGUUUAUGUCCGGGGUAAUCGACGCGAUUACGACAACUGGGCAAGACUGGGCAACGAAGGCUGGAGCUACGACGAGGUCCUCCCUUAUUUCCUGAAAUCCGAGGACAACCGCAACCCUUACCUAGCAAGAACUCCUUAUCACAAUACAGGCGGUUACCUAACAGUUCAAGAGGCCCCAUGGAGAACACCGUUAUCGAUCGCGUUCCUGCAAGCCGGCCAGGAGUUAGGUUACGAGAAUCGGGACAUAAACGGCAAGGAGCAGACCGGUUUCAUGCUAACCCAAGGGACCAUUCGUCGAGGCAGUCGUUGCUCCACGGCGAAAGCAUUUCUGAGACCGGUAAAGAACCGGGAGAACCUUCACAUAGCGAUGAAUUCGCAGGCGCUCAAGGUUUUGUUCAACGACGACAAGCGAGCCACAGGCGUGAAGAUUCUGCGCGACGGUCGACAGCAAGUGAUAAGGGUCAGGCGAGAGAUCGUUCUAUCAGCUGGCUCGAUCAAUUCACCUCAACUGCUGAUGCUAUCGGGAAUAGGGCCUAAAGAACACCUGGCAGAGCUCGAUAUACCGGUGGUGUCAGACCUGAGAGUCGGAGACAACCUCCAAGACCACGUGGGACUUGGAGGACUCACUUUCAUAGUGAACGAGCCGAUCAGUCUGAAGAAAGACCGCUUCCAGACUAUGCCGGUGAUGAUCGAGUACGUGUUGAACGAAAGAGGACCCAUGACCACUCCUGGAGUAGAGGGUCUAGCUUUCGUGAACUCCAAAUACGCAGAUAUCUCGGGGAAGUAUCCCGAUAUUCAGUUCCAUUUCGCGCCCAGUUCGAUCAACUCCGACGCGGGUGAUCAGAUCAAGAAGAUUCUAGGUCUGAGGGACAGAGUGUACAAUACUAUGUACAAGCCGCUGAAUCAGGCUGAGACCUGGUCCAUUUUACCUCUUCUCUUGAGACCUAAGAGCUCCGGAUGGGUGCGUUUGAAGAGCAAGAAUCCAAUGAUUUAUCCGGAUAUCAAUCCGAAUUAUUUCACUCAUAAGGAGGAUAUGGACGUUCUGGUGGAAGGUAUAAGGAUAGCCAUGCAGUUGUCCAAUACUACAGCCUUUCAGAGGUUCGGUUCGAGGCCUCAUACUAUUCGUAUGCCUGGCUGUCACAGGUAUCCCUUCGAUACGUAUGAUUAUUGGGAGUGUGCGAUCAGGCAUUUCACUUUUACCAUUUAUCAUCCUACCGGGACGUGCAAGAUGGGACCGAAAAGGGAUCCUACAGCUGUGGUGGAUCCUAGACUGAGAGUUUACGGCGUGAAGGGACUCAGAGUGGCUGACGCGUCCAUCAUGCCUGUUAUCGUCAGUGGAAAUCCGAAUGCUCCUACGAUCAUGAUCGGUGAGAAGGCGAGUGAUCUUAUCAAGGAGGACUGGAUGUAUCACAAGAAUCGAUAUGUUGGCAGAUGA
This is a messenger RNA of Habropoda laboriosa, 1866 nucleotides long. Its product is annotated as glucose dehydrogenase [FAD, quinone]. Lineage: Eukaryota; Metazoa; Arthropoda; Insecta; Hymenoptera; Apidae. Gene Ontology annotation, molecular function: oxidoreductase activity, acting on CH-OH group of donors; flavin adenine dinucleotide binding. The coding region runs from base 1 to 1866 and encodes 621 amino acids. The transcript has 3 exons. The record is from RefSeq and is a predicted model, not a curated record.